AAUCGGGGUUGAAGGAAAGCAAGGCAAUCAAUUAUUGAAGUUCAUUUCUAAUUGGCAUUCUUACUGUAAACAUCACGCUGUAUUGGUUACAGUCACGUAGGCAAUGCAAUUUCUUUCUUUAUAUUUAUCUCUGAUUUUGUUACGGGUCUGCAUCAUUGAAGCAAUACAAUGUAGCAUUGAAAACCAAGACAGGGUCGACUGUUAUCCCGAAACUAUUCCAGCUGUCAAAGAACACUGUGAGCAAAGAGGAUGUUGUUAUAACUCGAAUCCGAAUGUAAAUGAUAAUGUACCAUGGUGCUUUUUCCCUACAGACUACAAGGCCUAUAAGCUGUCAGAUUACAAAACGACACCUCAUGGUUUUCAAGGCGACCUUACAUUAACGUCUGGUGCAUCUCAUCAUUUUGUUGAUGAAAUUCAGCAGCUGAAACUAUUGGUGUAUCUGGAGACAGAAACCCGGCUUCAUUUUAAGAUCGUUGAUGCAAAUAAACCAAGAUAUGAAGUUCCAAUCCAGACGCCUGCUUUACAAAAAGCUGCAGAAAAUACAGCAUACAAAGUUGAUGUACAGAAUAACCGUUUUGGGUUAAUAGUUACAAGGAAAGAUACUGGUGUUGUCAUUUUAAACACAACUAUUGCUCCAUUGAUUUAUUCAGACCAGUUUUUACAGAUGUCCAGUGCCCUGCCCACAAAUGACAUAUAUGGCUUGGGAGAACGGCACGGCGGUGCUUUGGUCAGCACAAAUUGGAACAGAUUGUUGUUCUGGGCACGAGAUCAGCGCCCACAAGAAAACGAGAACUUAUAUGGCGACCAUGCAUUUUAUAUGGGCAUUGAAAAUGAUGGUAAAGCGCAUGGUGUCUUCUUAUUGAACAGUAAUGCUAAGGAAAUAGAGUUACAGCCUUCACCAGCUCUAACAUGGAGAACUAUUGGAGGAAUUCUUGAUUUCUAUGUGUUUUUGGGACCCACACCCGAAGAAGUUGUGCAACAGUAUACUCAAGUAAUUGGGCGGACAUUUAUGCCCCCAUAUUGGUCCCUAGGCUUCCACUUAUGUAGAUGGGGAUAUGGGAGUUCCAACAAUACUUGGGAUAUAGUGAAGCGUAUGCGAGAAGCAAAAAUUCCCCAGGAUGUGCAGUGGAAUGAUAUUGAUUAUAUGUCCAAGCGCUUGGAUUUCACAUACGACAAAACCACUUUCGAUACUCUCCCACAAAUGGUGGAGGACCUUCAUGAAAACGGGCAGCAUUAUAUCAUGAUUAUAGACCCUGGUAUAUCUAAUAAACAACCUACUGGGACUUAUCCAGCUUAUAAACAAGGGAUAGAAUUAGAUGUUUUCAUUAAGGAUCCGCGGACAAAUGCUCCAAUAAGUGGAGAAGUUUGGCCUGGCUCAACUGUCUAUCCAGACUACACUCAUCCUAAUAUUAAUUCUUACUGGAAAAAUCAGUUAUCUGGUUAUGAAGACAAGAUAAACUUCGAUGGUGUUUGGGUUGAUAUGAAUGAACCUUCAAAUUUUGUCACUGGAUCAACAACUGGUUGUCCAAAUAACCAGUAUGAGGACCCGCCCUAUGUUCCACAUGUGACUGGUGGGAAACUGCAAUCUAGGACCUUGUGUUCAUCGUCUAAGCAUUAUAAUGAAACAAUCCACUAUAAUGUACACAGCCUUACUGGACUUUUGGAAAUGAAAGCCACAAGUGAGGUAAUGGCAUCCAUACGGAAGAAAAGACCAUUUGUAAUAUCAAGGUCUACUUUUCCAAGUGCUGGUAUGUAUGGCGGGCAUUGGAGCGGUGACAUUACAAGUACCUGGCCUGAUCUAAGGCAGUCAAUUGCCAGUGUUAUAAAUUUUAAUAUGUUUGGUAUUCCAAUGGUGGGAGCAGACAUUUGUGGAUUUUCUGGCAGUACUAAUGAAGAGCUGUGUAUUAGAUGGAUGCAACUUGGGGCAUUUUAUCCAUUUAGUAGAAAUCAUAACAUGAAAUUAACAAGGGGGCAAGCACCAGUGGAUUUUUCAACACCAGUGCAAGUCCCUAUGAGAAAUGCACUGCUGAAGAGGUAUCUGUUCCUUCCAUACCUGUACACCUUGUUUUAUUCAUCCCAUAUUAAUGGUACAACUGUGGCAAGAGGUUUGAUGAUAGAGUUCCCAGAGGACCAUACAGCAAGAAAAAUUGAUGAGCAGUUUAUGUGGGGCAGUGGGCUUUUAAUAUCUCCGUGUUUAUAUGUUUCUUCUAGCCGUGUUAAUGCUUACUUUCCACGCGGUUUGUGGUAUGAUUGCACGACUGAAAACUUUGGCAAUAAGAUCAACUCGCAAGGACAAUAUGAGACACUCUCUGCUCCUUUGAAUGGCUCAAUACCUCUUCAUAUUAGAGGUGGGAACAUAAUACCAGCUCAGUAUCCAGAAUUGAACACAGUGAAGAGCAGAAAACAACCCUUUAUCUUAUUUGUGGCUCCAGAUAACACAGGAAAAGCUUGUGGGCAGCUGUACUGGGAUGAUGGAGAGACACUUUUGGGUGAUGGUUCUAUCAAGCAUGUUGCCAUUGAUUUUGUUUUAUUGGACAAUACCUUGUCCUCGUAUGCUUCCAAUUUUAACUACACUGAAAGCAUGAUGGUUUCAGAUAUUUCUAUAUUUGGUAUUAGCACUAAACCUAAAUCUGUUACAUUUAACAAAAAAGAAAUAGUGAAAACGGAAAUAGUAAACGGUAAUACACUAAGAGUUGAGGUUUCAGCUGAUUUAAAAGAAAACUUUGAGCUUAAGUGGGUUUUGUGAUAACAUAGUAUGCUACAUUGCUACAUUACCCAAAUGCAUGAACACCAUAUAUAUAUAAUUAAUUAUAUAUAUAAGCUUUAAAAUGUAACUAAAAUUGCCAAACAACAAGCAUAAAAUGGUACAAAUCUCAAGUUUUUAAAAAGAAAUAUUAAUAAAUUAUAAUGAUGCUGCAGUACUGUGUAAUAUGUGUGCAAUAAUAAUUGCGUAUGCUGUUUUAUCCGAAGCAUUGAGCAUUGUAGUUUGUCACUGUGUAUAUUUGUGCCAUAUAAACCAUGUUUCUUAAUUAUAUAUAUACAUAAAUGAAAAAAAAUCCUCAUUUAUUUCAUUUUCAUUCUUUAAUUUUGUUUUACAUUAUGAUGAUUAGAUUGGCUAAUAGAAAAAGUGCUGUUAAUUUUUUUAACACAUAAAAAAUGCUGUUAAAUUGAUUGCAGGUGUAAUUUAAUCCAUUUCUACCAAUCGAAUUGGUAGAUCAUGAUCCGCUUGAUUAAAAAACAAACGUCUUAUAUUGACUUUCAAUGGUUGAGGAAUUGGUAGAUGAUUUACUGAAGUUAUAUUUUUCAAGUGUUUAUGAAUCACUUGCAGACACAGCUGUUUUAAAGUUCUUUCCAGCUGAUAAACAACAACUGAAGUUUGUGAUGGUGUAUACCCGUCCAUGAAGGAGCCUAUUGGAAAAUAGACAAACGUUCUUUCUUUUGAAAAUCCCAUCCUAUAUCGGUACUUGCUGUCAAAUGCCAUCCAUGGAUGCCCAACAAAUGUCUGAACUGCAAAUUCAUGAUCUGGCUUCAACCUUUCUAUGUAUUUAAUAUGAUGUCCACGAAAGUCGAUCCAUUCCAGCGAAAUAUACGUCCCAGUUUUGUUGCAGAAUUUUACAUACGAUACUUGAUUUGACCUACAAGAUUUGAGUACAUCACUUCUAUCUCCUGGUGUAUCAAUAUUUUCCAUAAUACAAGACCUUCUGUCUUGUUGAAAACUGUUUUGCCUGUAGGUUAACUCUACAGUUAUAGUUUUAUCCUUUAAGCAAAAUGCUGAAGAGCUUUUGGCUGAUCACAUCAUUAAUACAAACAGGAUGUAAAAU
Messenger RNA from Ciona intestinalis (vase tunicate), 3821 nucleotides. Its product is annotated as lysosomal alpha-glucosidase-like. Gene Ontology annotation, molecular function: alpha-1,4-glucosidase activity; carbohydrate binding. NCBI's taxonomy places the organism in Eukaryota, Metazoa, Chordata, Ascidiacea, Phlebobranchia, Cionidae. The record is from RefSeq and is a predicted model, not a curated record. Gene Ontology annotation, biological process: carbohydrate metabolic process.